GCCAUGCGGGUGGCCGGUUACCUCAACCUAGCCGCCGACUUCGCGCACAACUUCACGGACGGGCUGGCCCUGGGCGCCUCUUUCGUGGCCGGCAGCGCCGUCGGCGCCGUCACCACCCUGACCGUCCUGCUCCACGAGGUGCCCCACGAAGUGGGCGACUUCGCCAUCCUCGUCCAGUCCGGCUGCACGAAGCGGAAGGCCAUGAAGCUGCAACUGGUGACGGCGCUGGGGGCGCUGGCGGGCACCGUCUGCUCCCUGCUGGCCGAGGGCGUGGGCGAGGCGGCCACCGCCUGGAUCCUGCCCUUCACGGCCGGCGGCUUCAUCUACGUGGCUACCGUCUCCGUCAUCCCGGAGCUCCUGCAGGAAGCCGGGCCGGUCCAAUCCUUGCUGCAAGUGCUCAGCCUGCUGGGCGGCGUAGUCAUGAUGGUCUUCAUCGCCCAAUACGAGUAGAGGAGGCAGCGGUGGCGGGCAGGCAAAGGCCGCUGUAAGGAAAGCCCCGCCCCCUCUGCCCAGGUGGGUGACAAACCCCCCUCCCCGCACGCUUCUCCAGCGGAUUCCACCAAAGGCCCGUCUGUUCCGGUCCUCCAGGGCAGCGACGGGAGCAGGAAAAUGGGUCUGGCCGUCCAGAGGGACCAACUUGUCUCUCCCACGGGGCACCUUGUACUGUACACGCGUGUGUGUGUGUGUGUGUGUGUGUGUGAGAGAGAGAGAGAGAG
This is a messenger RNA of Pseudonaja textilis, 716 nucleotides long. The record is from RefSeq and is a predicted model, not a curated record. NCBI's taxonomy places the organism in Eukaryota, Metazoa, Chordata, Lepidosauria, Squamata, Elapidae.